Jatropha curcas is the source of this 468-nucleotide messenger RNA. Lineage: Eukaryota; Viridiplantae; Streptophyta; Magnoliopsida; Malpighiales; Euphorbiaceae. The record is from RefSeq and is a predicted model, not a curated record.
AUGGUAUAUGGUAAGCUUGUCACAUAUCGAAUGGUCUAUGGUAAGGCUUGUCACCUUCCUGUUGAGUUAGAACACAAGGCAUAUUGGGCAAUCCAGUUUCUUAACUUUAAUGCUAAAGAGGCUGGUCAAAAAAGGUUGCUUCAAUUGAAUAUGAUGGAUGAAAUGAGGUUCCAUGCUUAUGAGAAUGCCAAAAUCUAUAAAGACCGCACCAAACAAUGGCAUUAUAAGUAUAUUAUUCUGAGGGAUCUAAAGGUAGGCCAACAGGUAUUACUCUAUAACUCUAGACUCCCUUUUCCAGGUAAAUUGAGAUCUAGGUGGUAUGGACCAUUCACGAUCAAGGAAAUCUUUCCACAUGGAGCAGUUGAAAUAGUAGAUAGAAAUUGGAGUUUCAAGGUUAAUGCUCAACGGUUAAAAGUUUACCAAAGUGGAGAUUUCAAUCUAGUCAAAACCGUUAUAAGCUUUGCUUAA